GGUGGGUCGAAUCCUGAUACUUUCAAAAGAGAAGCGCAGGAAAGCCUUGCAGCUAGGGGGCUUGAGUAAAGACUUCUAUUGUUCUUUGAGGAAGAGGGUAGUUAAAAGGUGUGGGAAACUGGGGUUACUGACAGGGGUGGGUGACAGUUUCAUGUUUCUUUAUGCCAACCACUCCUCUUCUGUGUCAUAUCUGUGAUGUAUUGAUGCUGCUAUUGGAAAUGUAUUAUGGGAAAGGGGGAGGGAGUCUUAAAAGUCCACGCAACCCCACACUCGGGGUUCCUACUCUUUGUGUAUUUGAACCUUGUUGCAACAAAUAAAGAUCAGGUUUACUGACUGCUGUUUUGCCUCUUUAAUCUAACUGGAGACUCCUUCUUUUGCUGACCAGAGGGACUCGCGGGGAGUAGCACCCCAACAAGCUGGGCAGCGGAGUAAUCCCACGCCCCAAUAUUUUUUCCUUAUCAGUCUUUUCCAAUGACACUGACUAGAAGCUGAAGGAGGAGGAGCCAGCAAUGGAAGGUGACUCAGUUGUGGAGAGAAUAGCUGCUUAAGGCAGGAGAAAUUCUGGUGCCCCAAAAAGAGCAACAUCCUUGCCAAAAGGCUUCAGCAGGCUGCAGUCCACUAUGCAGCCUAAGAAAGCAAUCAGUUACAUGCAGAAGCCUCAUGCUCUAAUGAUUUCAUGUAGAGCAGUUUCCCUUUUGACAAGACUUUGAAUAAUAUAUAAAUUGAAACUGAAUCCUGGCAAGACAGAGGCAUUAUAUGUUCCAAGUACUUGAGUUUAGGAGGUGCACUCUCUUGCAAGGUCAAAGCUUGAGGGUACUUCUGGACCUGGACCCAACAUUGUAAUUGGAGGCUCAAGUUAGAGCAGGAACCCCUGCCCUCAGCCGCAAGCCCAGGGACCCCAAGGUUCAUCUAGUCCCACCCCCUGCAAUGCAGGAAUCUCAACUAAAGCCUCCAUGACAGGUGGCCAUCUCACCUCUGCUUAAGAACUUCAAAGGAAGGAGAGUCCACCACCCUCUGAGGGAGAAUGUUCCAUUGCUGAACAGCUCUUAUGCUUUGCUUGCGGAAAGUCUCCAAAGGCCUGGGCCAACUUGAAGCCUACAUCGAUGCAGAAGAAGGUGUGGCUUUCCAGAUGGAUAACAACCUGAUCUGGGACUCAUUGGAUGGCCAAUACACAUGGGCCAUACAGGGUCUAACUGAAAAGUUGGCAUCUAGCAAAUUCUGGGUCACUUGUCUGCCUAUGGGAAAGGUUAUGCUGAGAAACUGGGCAGGGAAGUAUCUCGCUGCAGUGGCUAUAGGAGAAAACCCAGUAAACUUCCCCAUCCAGCCUGUUCAAUACUCAGAAGAUCCAUCUUUGCAGUUUGAGGUCUUUUACAAGGGCAAUAGGGUGGCUUUCCAGGCCUACAAUGGGCUGUUCUUGACCAGGACAUAUAGAGGGUUCACUUCAGUUGAAGCAGCCAAGUUGGUCGCUGAUGAUUCCUGUUAUUUCCGCCCCCUGAUUGGAGACCUCCUCCCCCCAAAGUUCAAAAUACUGAGGGUGAUCACAAGCGAUCUCUCUCACAUGAUAUACCACCACUCUGUCUUGGACAAGCAAGUCUACGCCAACCGGGGGGAAGCAGCAGUGAGGCACACUUUCGACAUGACUUGGGAGACGACCGUUGCAGACACCGUUUUCUGGAACAGUCUGUGGGGGCUUGGUGUGGAAACUUCCUGCCACUUCACUCUUGAAGAUGCAAUGCCUCGUUUGGAGUACACGGAGAACAAUGACCGGACCGUCCUUGUGCAGAGGAAUAUUUCUCAGAGGCUCACCCAGGAGGUGCUGGUGCCCCCCCACACUGAAGUCUUGGCCAAGCUUGUUGUCCACAGAAAUUCUACGGCUACUGUGUCAUUCACAGCUGUCAUCCAAAAGGUGAAAUCAAAUGGGGAUGUGGUGAUGCUGAACAAAGGUGGGCUCUGGAAGGGUCUUGUCUACCACGGGGUCCGUCUGGAGAUCACCAAGCGGAAGCUGAGCGAGCGCAGACCUCUUGAGGAAUGCCCCCUCCUGUGAUGUUAUGGGGAGUGGUGUCCUUCCAAGGGGGCCACGUGGACUGGAUGGCAGGUGGCUCACCCCUGAAGAAACAUAGCUAUGGCUGCUCAGAUUCUGGACCAUCCUGGUCCGUUGUCACUUUGACGACUAUUCCUGCUUAUCAAGGCAGGCAAGGACUGCUUCCUGGCUGUCUUCUGGCAGAUCCUUUCUACCUCCUAGGUGCCUGAAAAUGAUGGCUACCUUUUUUACGACAAAGAGGAAGAGAGCUCCUUGCCUUUUUAGCAUAAUUAACGCAACUUAAA
This is a messenger RNA of Podarcis raffonei (Aeolian wall lizard), 2325 nucleotides long. RefSeq lists its product as uncharacterized. Lineage: Eukaryota; Metazoa; Chordata; Lepidosauria; Squamata; Lacertidae. The transcript has 3 exons. The record is from RefSeq and is a predicted model, not a curated record. Bases 1049 to 2044 code for a protein of 331 amino acids.